Messenger RNA from Sitophilus oryzae (rice weevil), 2133 nucleotides. It is a transcript of the gene sbm, whose product is annotated as b(0,+)-type amino acid transporter 1. Gene Ontology annotation, cellular component: membrane. Gene Ontology annotation, biological process: amino acid transmembrane transport. The transcript has 11 exons. The record is from RefSeq and is a predicted model, not a curated record. Bases 49 to 1713 code for a protein of 554 amino acids. NCBI's taxonomy places the organism in Eukaryota, Metazoa, Arthropoda, Insecta, Coleoptera, Curculionidae. Gene Ontology annotation, molecular function: L-amino acid transmembrane transporter activity.
UCCGGCGUGUAGUAGUGAUCGGUAUUCGCGAGUGUUGAUGCGGUGUGAAUGAGAAUGUUCAAUGCGAUUAGGGACUUGUUCGAUUGUGGAAUCUAUCACGAAAUCAGAAAAACUGGCGGAGUUCACAAUGAACCAACAGAAAGCGGCGUUCAAUGGCGUGGCAGCCGGGGGGGCGGCCUCGGCCACAACGGCGUCAGCACCAACACCGGAUUCGGGACCGGGGGCGGCGGGGGCGACCAGAGAAACGGCGGGGGCGCCCAGGAGAAGGCCUGCGGAGCGGGGCCUGACCAGCUGGAGGGGCCGGGCCCAACUGAGAAUGACCCUAUUCACCUCAAGAGACGGGUGGGACUCGUCAGUGGGGUGGCUUUAAUUGUCGGAACGAUGAUCGGGUCUGGAAUUUUCGUCUCCCCAUCGGGUUUGUUGGAAAGAACUGGCUCAAUUGGUAUGAGCUUUGUGAUAUGGAUGUCUUGCGGGUUGUUAUCCCUGUUAGGUGCAUUGUCCUAUGCCGAACUAGGCACCAUGAACACGUCGUCCGGAGCCGAGUAUGCUUAUUUCAUGGACGCUUUCGGGGCACCGCCGGCGUUCCUCUUCUCCUGGGCCAGUACCCUGGUGCUGAAACCAUCCCAAAUGGCCAUAAUCUGCCUGAGUUUCGGCAAGUACGCGGUGGAGGCAUUCGUAACCGAGUGCGAGCCGCCGGAAAUCGUCGUCAAAAUGGUUGCCCUGCUAGCAAUGAUUGUCAUCUUGUAUGUCAACUGUUAUAGUGUGAAUCUCGCCACUAGUGUCCAGAAUGUGUUUACGGCUGCCAAGCUCGUUGCAGUGUUGAUUGUGAUAGCAGGUGGAGUGUACAAGAUGUUCGAUGGAAACACACAGCAUUUAAAACACCCGUUUGCAAACACUCAAUAUUCUGUGGGAAAUAUUGCAACUGCAUUUUAUACGGGCUUGUGGGCCUAUGAUGGUUGGAAUAACCUCAAUUACGUCACUGAAGAAAUUAAAAAUCCAUCCAGAAACUUGCCAAGAAGCAUUAUAAUCGGUAUUCCGUUAGUAACGAUAUGCUACGCCCUGAUAAACGUAUCUUACCUGACUGUAAUGUCGCCCAUGGAAAUGAUGACCAGCGAAGCUGUGGCUGUGGUAUUCGGGAAUCGAUUGCUCGGUGUUAUGGCUUGGUUGAUGCCAUUAUCAGUAACUAUCUCCACAUUUGGAUCUGCAAACGGUACAUUAUUUGCUGCUGGUAGAUUAUGUUUUGCUGCGAGUCGUGAGGGACACUUGCUUGAUAUAUUAUCCUAUGUACAUGUUAGAAGAUAUACACCAGCCCCGGGUUUGAUUUUCCAUUCUAUUAUUGCUGGAGCUAUGGUUCUCUACGGCACGAUAGACUCCCUCAUCGAUUUCUUCAGUUUUACAGCCUGGAUCUUCUAUGGAGGUGCGAUGGUUGCGCUUAUCGUGAUGCGAUAUACAAAACCGACUUAUCCCAGACCAUACAAGGUUCCUCUUAUCAUUCCAUGUGUAGUAUUGUUGAUUUCAAUCUACUUAAUUAUUGGGCCAAUCGUUGAUAAACCAACCAUCGAAUAUUUGUACGCAGCCUUGUUUAUUCUAGGUGGAAUGAUUUUCUAUGUUCCUUUUGUACAUUAUAAUUAUAGGAUACCGUUUAUGGAUGGAGUUACUGUAUUUUUACAAAUGUUGCUCGAAGUGGCACCCACAACAAAUAUGUUUGAUUAAAUUUUAGACAAGACAAGAAUUCUAUACGAUGAGGAAGAAGAAUGGAGGAAACUAAAAUUUAGUAGAAAAAUAUAAAUUAUGACAAAUAACAAGUCUUGAAAACGUUAUGGUUUUAGAGUUUAUUGGUGCAUAUUUAAGAUAGCUAUAUGGCCCAAAAUUGUUACUUAAUAUUGGUGCUGUUGUAACGUUUAUCUCAAUUAUUACAGUUAAGAUUUACUUAUGCAUUGAUAAACUGUUGUCCGUCAGCAUUUUUUAAUUAUUAUAUGUUAAUAUACAGUUUUUUAUAUUAUAUAAUCAUUUUGUUUUUUAUUAAAAUGUAUUUUUUUUAUAUAUAAUUCGAAUAAAAGCGUUAAAAAAGAUAAAGAUAUUCACUGAUACAUGUUGGUAAUUUUAUUUGCUCAUUUAUUAAAAAUACUAUGA